Yamadazyma jaroonii is the source of this 5019-nucleotide messenger RNA. Lineage: Eukaryota; Fungi; Ascomycota; Pichiomycetes; Serinales; Debaryomycetaceae. The record is from the annotation of a GenBank genome assembly.
AUGUCAAACGAUAUUCCAAUUGAUUUCACAGAAUUAGCUCAACUUACACAAGUUGGUAUUCAACCAGGAUCUCUUGAUUUUAAAUCCACAACUUUAGAAUCAGAUAAAUAUAUUUGUGUAAGAGAAUCAGGAGCCAAUGGGAAUACCGUAGCUAUUAUUGAUUUAUCUAAUAAUAAUGAAGUUACUAGAAAGAAUAUGACAGCCGAUAAUGCAAUUAUGCAUCCUGAACAAUUCGUUAUCAGUUUAAGAGCUAAUGGUACAACCUUACAAAUCUUUAAUCUUGGAUCAAAACAAAGAUUGAAAUCAUUUACUAUGGAUGAACCGGUAGUAUUUUGGAAAUGGCUCAAUAAUGAAUAUUUAGGUUUAAUUACUGGAUCAUCAAUUUAUUAUUGGAAUAUAUUUGAUGGUACUAAUAAUGGACCAAUUAAAUUGACUGAAAGACAUCAAUCAUUAAAUAAUUGUCAAAUUAUAAAUUUUGUAGCUGAACCGGAAUUAAAUUGGUUUGCAAUUAAUGGAAUUGCUCAAGAAGAUGGAAGAAUUGCUGGACAUAUUCAAUUAUAUUCAAAAUCAAGAAAUGUUUCUCAAGCAAUUGAAGGUCAUGUUUCAAAAUUUGCAUCAGUUAAAUUAUCAGGAUCAAUUCAACCAACUAAAGUAUUUUGUGUUGGUAAUAAGAAUGGUCAAGGUCAAGGUAAUUUACAUAUAAUUGAAAUUGAUCAUAUUGAAGGUAAUCCACCAUUCCCAAAGAAAACUGUUGAUAUUUUCUUUCCACCAGAUGCUGCUAAUGAUUUCCCAAUAAGUUUACAAGCAAGUAAUCAAUAUGGAAUAGUUUAUAUUUUAACUAAAUAUGGAUUUAUUCAUUUAUUUGAUAUGGAAACUGGUUCAAAUUUAUUUGUUAAUAGAAUUACUGCCGAUCCAGUAUUUACUGCUAGUAGUUUCAAAGAUGGUACUGGAUUAAUUACUAUUAAUAAAUCUGGUCAAGUUUUAUGUGUUGAAGUUUCAAAAGAUAGAAUUGUUCCUUAUGUUUUAGAUAAAUUAUCAAAUGUUUCAUUAGCUUUAUCAUUAUCUUCAAGAGGUGGAUUCCCAGGAGCUGAAAAUUUAUUUAAUCAACAAUUUCAAAAUUAUCUUAAUCAAGGGGAUUAUACUAAUGCUGCUAAAGUAGCUGCUUCAUCUGAACAAUUAAGAACUCCUGAUACUAUUAAUAAAUUAAAACAUAUUACUCCAGCACCUGGUCAAAUAUCUCCAAUUUUACAAUAUUUUUCAACUUUAUUAGAUAGAGGAACUUUAAAUAAAUAUGAAUCAGUUGAAUUAGCUAAACCAGUUUUACAACAAGAUAGAAAACCAUUAUUUGAAAAAUGGUUAAAAGAAGAUAAAUUAACUUCUUCCGAAGAAUUAGGAGAUAUUGUUAAAUCUUAUAAUGAUACUACAUUAGCCUUAGCUGUUUAUAUUAGAGCUAAUGUUCAUAUUAAAGUAGUUUCAUCAUUAGCUGAAUUAGGACAAAUUGAUAAAAUUAUUCCAUAUUGUGAAAAAGUUGGAUAUUCUCCCGAUUUUACUAAUUUAAUUCAAAAUUUAGUUAGAAUUAAUCCUGAUAAAGCUUCAGAAUUUGCUGUUAGUUUAUUACAAAGUCCAGAAACUUCAUCAAAUAUUAAUACUGAAAAUAUUGCUGAUUUAUUCUUUUCUCAAAAUUAUAUUCAACAAGGUACUGCUUUCUUAUUAGAUGCUUUAAAAAAUGAUUCUCCAGCUGAAGGUCAUUUACAAACUAAAGUUUUGGAAAUUAAUUUAUUACAUGCCCCUCAAGUUGCUGAUGCUAUUUUAGGUAAUAAUAUGUUUAGUCAUUAUGAUAAACCAAGUAUUGGGAAAUUAUGUGAAAAAUCAGGAUUAUUCCAAAGAGCUUUAGAACAUUAUGAUGAUAUUAAAGAUAUUAAAAGAGUUAUUAUUCAUACUAAUGUUUUACCAAAUGAUUGGUUAGUUAAUUAUUUCGGUCAAUUAAAUGUUGAACAAUCAAUUGCUUGUAUUAAAGAAUUAUUAACUAAUAAUAUGCAACAAAAUUUACAAGUUAUUAUUCAAGUAGCUACUAAAUAUUCUGAUUUAAUUGGUCCUUUAACUUUAAUUAAACUUUUUGAAGAUUAUAAAUGUAUUGAAGGUGAAUAUUAUUAUUUAUCAUCAAUUGUUAAUUUAACUCAAGAACCUGAUGUUGUUUUCAAAUAUAUUCAAUGUGCAGCUAAAAUGAAUCAAACUAAAGAAAUUGAAAGAGUUGUUAGAGAUAACAAUGUUUAUAAUGGUGAAAAAGUUAAGAAUUUCUUAAAAGAAUUCAAAUUAGAAGAUCAAUUACCUUUAAUUAUUGUUUGUGAUAGAUUUGGGUUCAUUCAUGAUUUGAUUUUAUACUUAUACAAAAAUCAAUAUUUCAAAUUUAUUGAAGUGUAUGUUCAACAAGUUAAUUCAUCAAAUACUCCACAAGUUAUUGCUGGAUUAUUAGAUGUUGAUUGUGAUGAAAAUAUCAUUAAAAAUUUAUUAAACUCAGUUAUUGGUAGAGUUCCAAUUAAAGAAUUAGUUAAUGAAGUUGAAAAGAGAAAUAGAUUGAAAAUUUUAUUACCUUUCUUAGAACAAACUUUACAAGGAGGUUCAACUGAUCAAGAAGUUUUCAAUACUUUAGCUAAAAUUUAUAUUGAUUCCAAUAAUUCUCCAGAAAAAUUCUUACAAGAAAACAAUCAAUAUGAUACUUUAGUUGUGGGUAAAUAUUGUGAAAAGAGAGAUCCUUAUUUAGCUUAUAUUUGUUAUUCUAAAGGUAAUAAUGAUAAUGAAUUAAUCAAUAUUACUAAUGAAAAUAAAAUGUAUAAAUAUCAAGCCAGAUAUUUAUUAGCUAAAUCAGAUUUUGAUUUAUGGAAUCAAGUUUUAAGUGAUGAUAAUAUUCAUAGAAGACAAUUAAUUGAUCAAGUGAUUUCAACAGGAAUUCCUGAAUUAGAUGAUCCAGAACCAAUUUCUAUAACUGUUAAAGCUUUUAUGGAAAAUGAUUUACCUCAAGAAUUGAUUGAAUUAUUAGAAAAAAUUAUCUUAGAACCUUCACCUUUCAAUGAUAAUACUUCAUUACAAGGAUUAUUAAUUUUAACUGCUAUUAAAGCUGAUUCUUCAAGAGUUAUGAAUUAUAUUGAAAAAUUAGAUAAAUUUGAUCCUCAAGAAAUUGCUCCUUUAUGUAUUGAAGCCCAAUUAUUUGAAGAAGCUUUUGAAAUUUAUGAUAGAUUUGAAUUAAGAACUGAUGCUAUGAAAGUUAUUGUUGAAGAUAUUAUGUCUUUAGAUAGAGGUGAACAAUAUGCUGAAAAGUAUAAUACUUCAGAAUUAUGGUAUCAAUUAGGUAAUGCUCAAUUAAAUGGUUUAAGAAUUCCUGAAGCUAUUGAUUCUUAUGUUAAAUCUAAGAAUCCUGAAAAUUUCGAACAAGUUAUUGAUAUUGCUGAACAUGCUGGUAAAGAAGAAGAAUUGGUUAAAUUCUUAGAUAUGGCCAGAGAAACUUUAAGAGAACCAAAAAUUGAUGGUUCAUUAAUUAAUUGUUAUGCUUCAUUAGGUAAACUCAAUGAAAUUGAAAAUUUCGUUUCCGGUCCAAAUGUUGCUGAUUUAGAAGAAAUUGGUGAUAAAUUAUUUGAAGCUAAAAAUUAUAAAGGUGCUAAAGUUUUAUAUUCUAAUGUUUCAAAAUACAGUAAAUUGGCUACUACUUUAGUUUAUUUACAAGAUUAUCAAGGAGCUGUUGAAUGUGCUAGAAAAGCUUCUAAUAUUAAUGUUUGGAAACAAGUUAAUUCUGCUUGUAUUGAAAAUAAAGAAUUCAGAUUAGCUCAAAUUUGUGGUUUGAAUUUAAUUAUUGAUGCUGAAGAAUUACCUGAAUUAGUCAGAACUUAUGAAUUCAAUGGUUAUUUCAAUGAAUUAUUAUCAUUAUUUGAAAGUGGUUUAAGUUUAGAAAGAGCUCAUAUGGGUAUGUUUACUGAAUUAGCUGUAUUAUACUGUAAAUAUAGUCCAGAAAAAGUUAUGGAACAUUUGAAAUUAUUCUGGUCAAGAAUUAAUAUUCCAAAAGUUUUAACUGCUUGUGAAGAAGCUCAUCUUUAUCCUGAAUUAAUCUUCCUUUAUUGCCAUUAUGAAGAAUGGGAUAAUGCUGCUUUAACUAUGAUUGAUAAAUCUGAAAUUGCUUUUGAUCAUUUAUCUUUCAAAGAAAUUAUUGUCAAAGCUCCAAAUUUGGAAAUCUAUUAUAAAGCUAUUAAUUUUUACUUAAAUGAAAACCCUUCAUUAUUAGUUGAUUUAUUAUCAGUAUUAACUCCAAAAUUAGAUUUACCAAGAGUUGUUAGAAUGUUUGUUAAAUCUGAUAAUUUACCUUUAAUUAAACCUUUCUUAAUUUCAGUAUUAGAAAAGAAUAACUCCGUGGUUAAUUCAGCUUACCACGAUUUAUUAAUUGAAGAAGAAGAUUAUAAAUCUUUGAAAGAAGCUAUUGAAAAUGAAUCUUAUAAUAGAUUUAAUUCAUUAGAUUUAGCUGAAAGAUUAGAAAAUCAUAAAUUAAUCUUUUUCAGACAAAUUUCUGCUACUUUAUACACUAAGAAUAAGAAAUUUGUUAAAUCCAUUUCAAUCUUGAAAAAUGAUAAGUUAUGGUCAGAUUUAUUGAAGACUGCUGCUAUUUCAAAAUCAACUAAAAUAGCUCAUGAAUUAUUAGAUUAUUUCGUUGAAACUGGUAAUCAUGAAUGUUUUGUUGCUUUAUUAUACACUUGUUAUGAUACUAUUGAAUAUGAUUACGUUAUGGAAGUUUCUUGGUUACAUAAUUUAUCCAAUUUUGUUAAACCUUAUGAAAUUUCCAUUGCUGCUGAAAAUCAAAAACUCUUGAAUGAAGUUUAUGAUGAUUAUAAAAAGAGAAAAGAUGCUGAAAAGACUGAUGAAGAUGCUCCUUUAGCUAACACUCCUUUGAUGAUUACUAAUGGUUCAGCCGGUAUGGCUCCAAAUAUGACUGGCAUUGGUUAUCAACCAACUGGUACUGGAUUUGGUAAUGCCUUUUAA